CAACAUUCACUUGGUGCCUCAUCUCUGCCCUAGCUGCUCUAAUAAGUUUUGAGGAUCGGAUUUUGAACCAUUAAUGGACCUCAGAAAAUCAAUGAGGUGCCAAAGAGAUGAUGUUGCCCUCAGUAUCACAAAGCAUUUAUUCUCAAAAGAAGAAUAUCAGGAGAAGAACAUGGUGUUUUCACCCUUUUCUCUCCAUAUUGUUCUUAGCGUCAUGGCUGCUGGUUCACAAGGCCACACACUCCACGAGCUUCUUUCCUUCCUCCGAUCUGACUCCACCGACCAUCUCAACACUUUGUUCUCUCAGCUCGUCUCUGCUGUCGCUACUCCUUCACAUUGCCUGUCUUAUGUCAAUGGAAUAUGGGCGGAUAAAUCGGUUUCCCUUUCCCAUACUUUUAAACAACUUGUGGCAACUCAUUACAAAGCCACUCUCCAUUCAACUGAUUUUACCAAGGCUGAUCAAGUGUGCCAUGAAGUGAAUUCGUGGGUUGAAAGGGAGACCAGUGGCCUUAUCACAGAGCUUUGUCCCUCCAAGGUAGUAGCCAACUUAACCAGCCUUGUCUAUGCAAGUGCACUCUGCUUCAAGGGGGUGUGGAAACACAAGUUUGAUGCUUUAAGUACAUACCAUGCUGAUUUUCACCUCCUUAAUGGUACCUCAAUCAAGCUUCCCUUCAUGACAAGCAAGAAGAAGACGCAGUAUAUUAGAGCUUUUGAUGGUUUUAAAAUCCUCCGUCUUCCUUAUAAGCAAGAUAGCGAUAAAAAGCGCCGAUUCUCCAUGUGCAUUUUUCUUCCGGAUGCAAAAGAUGGACUUUCAGCUUUAAUUGAAAAGUUGGCAUCAGAAUCUGGUUUUUUGAAAGGCAAGCUUCCUCGGCGAAAAGUGCAAGUCAUUCGUUUUGGAAUUCCAAAAUUCAAGAUUUCUUUUACACUUGAAGCUUCUAAUGUGUUGAAGGAGCUUGGAGUAGUUUCUCCUUUCUCUCAAUGGGAUGCGGAUUUUACAAAAAUGGUGGACUCUCCUUCAAAUGGAGUAUAUGUUGAAAGCAUGUUUCACACAACUUCCAUUGAUGUAAAUGAAGAAGGCACUGAAGCUACGGCAUUGGAGUUAAUGUUCGCGAGACUGAAGUGUAGGACCCGUAAUCCGAGUAUAAAUUUUGUAGCUAACCACCCUUUCCUCUUCAUGAUCAGAGAAGAUUUGACCGGAACAAUCCUUUUUAUUGGGAAGGUGCUUCAUCCCGACGGAGAAGCCUCAUCACUAAAAGCCACGUUGGAGAUGGAGGAGUUCUUCAGAAGUGCCAAAAAAAGGAGGAGUUUUUUUAAAGAACAGUGGGGAAUAAUCUACUGAUUUUGAACCGGAGGGAAUCGGGAGGAGGAAGAUAAGGGUGAUGACGGCAAUGAUGAUAAGCCCGAUAUUCCACCAAAGAGGAAGAGGUCCAGUAGAAGUGGCUCCAUGAAAUUGUUUCACGCUCUCAUUUAUGAUUAUGUUGCAACAUUAUUAGGUUUACUAGUUUUGUUUUGUUGGUGCAUAUUGCAUAGUCAAUAUUAGUGGGUUAAACAUGUGAUAGAACAUGGCUUCAAACGAAGUUGUAGUGAUCCUCCUUGUUACAAACAUAUAAAUGAAAUUAAAAAUAUGAUAU
This is a messenger RNA of Lotus japonicus, 1628 nucleotides long. Its product is annotated as serpin-ZX-like. The transcript is spliced from 4 exons. Lineage: Eukaryota; Viridiplantae; Streptophyta; Magnoliopsida; Fabales; Fabaceae. The coding region runs from base 74 to 1336 and encodes 420 amino acids. Gene Ontology annotation, molecular function: serine-type endopeptidase inhibitor activity. The record is from RefSeq and is a predicted model, not a curated record.